AUGGAUCUGUCAAUCUGCGGAACAUGUGGUGCUCAGUUUAGCAGUUCAUCAGUGAAGUCCUGCAAGAUAUGCGACGACCCUCGUCAAUACGUCCCUCCUCAGGGGCAAUGGUGGACAUCGCUACGCACUCUGCAGGAGUCAGGGAAGCACCAGAAUGUCUUUCAUGAAUAUGAGCAUUCCGGGCUCGUGAGCAUCGUCACUGUCCCUGCGGUAGCAAUCGGACAGCGAGCAUUUCUCUGUCGUACGGAAAAUGGUAACGUCCUCUGGGACUGCAUCAGCUACAUCGACGACGAGACGAUCCGCCACAUCAACGAGCUUGGUGGGAUCCAGGCAAUCGCCAUUUCCCAUCCUCACUUUUACUCUACCGCUAUUCACUGGGCGGAGGCCUUCAACUGUCCCGUCUAUUACUCAGCAGAAGAUGAGGAAUGGAUCCAGCGUUUCCGUGACGGUGGCCCCCUGAGAGUGGUUGCAGGCUCAGAACCCCAAAACCGGACGGGAGCCCAGCAGAUUUUGUGGGAAGGAAAUGAAUUGAGCCUUCUUAAUGGCAAAAUUAAGAUCCUCAAGACUGGGGGCCAUUUCCCGGGAAGCGCUGUCUUAUUUUGGGAAGAUGAGCAGCGAUUGUUGGUUGCCGAUACUAUCAUGGUUGUGCCCAGUGGCGUCUACCAUAUUGAUAGGCAACCAGGAACGAUUUCAUAUACCUUUAUGUGGUCAUAUCCGAACCAGAUACCACUCUUCCCAGACGCCAUCCACCGCAUAUGGAAGACUGUUGCGCCACUUGACUUUGAACAUGUACACGGCGCCUUCAACGACCGCGAGACUAUCGGAAACAGUAAGAAGAGAGUCCUUGAAAGUGCCCAGAUAUAUAUAAAGGCCAUUGGGUACGCAGACCACGCUAUCCACGAGGAAACCAUCUAA
Nannizzia gypsea CBS 118893 is the source of this 915-nucleotide messenger RNA. RefSeq names its product metallo-beta-lactamase. The transcript is spliced from 3 exons. Bases 1 to 915 code for a protein of 304 amino acids. The record is from RefSeq and is a predicted model, not a curated record. NCBI's taxonomy places the organism in Eukaryota, Fungi, Ascomycota, Eurotiomycetes, Onygenales, Arthrodermataceae.